Messenger RNA from Dromaius novaehollandiae (emu), 2657 nucleotides. It is a transcript of the gene APBB1, whose product is annotated as amyloid beta precursor protein binding family B member 1. Gene Ontology annotation, molecular function: transcription factor binding; amyloid-beta binding. Gene Ontology annotation, cellular component: cytoplasm; nucleus. Gene Ontology annotation, biological process: regulation of DNA-templated transcription. The transcript has 15 exons. NCBI's taxonomy places the organism in Eukaryota, Metazoa, Chordata, Aves, Casuariiformes, Dromaiidae. The record is from RefSeq and is a predicted model, not a curated record. Bases 108 to 2078 code for a protein of 656 amino acids.
CUCCCCCCCCCCCGCCAGCGGAGCCGCCGCAGGCCCCAUGGACGCGGAGGCGCCGGCGCCCCGGGGCGCGUAGCAGCCCCCGCCGGCGGCCGCAGCCCCCCGGAGCCAUGUCGGGGUCCCUCAGCAAGCGCGGCGACCUGGCCAACGACAACAGCUGCCUGGGGCUGAGCCUGGCGCUGCAGGGCCCCCCCGGCGAGGUGCUGCGGGCCAAGGCCCCCCCGGGCUCCCCCCAGGGCCGCCGCAUCUAUGGGUGCACCGAGCUGCAGAGCGCCGCGGGGCUGGGCCCCCCCCCCGGCGAGGAGCCCGCCAACGCCAAGUGGGUGAAGGAGGGCCAGAACCAGCUGCGCAAGGCGGCCGAGCGGGACCAGAACCGCAACGAGCUGGGCCCCCCGCCCGAGGAGCUGGAGGUGUCGGCCCGCAACGCCCGCAACGCCGGCGGCAGCCUGCUCAUCGAGCUGCGCGGCGACGAGGAGGAGGAGGAGGACGAGGAGGGGGACGGGGACGGGGACUCCACGCCGGUGCAGAGCGACCCCGUCACGGCCGAGUCGGAGCAGAGCUCGGAGCGCGCGCCCCGCGAGCACGGCAAGAGCGCCAGCCUGCUCUUCGGCGUGCGCAGCGGCACCGCCAGCGACGAGGACUCCAGCUGGGCCACGCUCAGCCAGGGCAGCCCGGCCGGCAGCUCCCCCGACGACGCAGACUCAUUUUGGACCCGAAACUCCUUCGAGACGGACUCGGACCUGCCUGCGGGAUGGAUGCGGGUGCAGGAUACCUCGGGCACCUACUACUGGCACAUCCCCACGGGCACCACGCAGUGGGAGCCGCCCUCGGGGCUGGCCAGGGGCUCGGCCCACAGCUCCCAGGGCAACACCCCCUCGGAGGAGCAGCCGCUCGCCUGGACCGGCUUCGCCCCGGUUGAGCGCUUUGGCGAUGGGGAUUUCUGGAAGGACACCACAGCGGAGGAGGCGACCGGAGAGCCUGGAGCGCAGGACGUGGAGCCGCCGGCACCGGGACUGGCCUCGCCGGGCGUCAGCAUGGCCCAGGCCGAAGAGGACAAGCCGGGCUCUAAGUGCUUCGCGGUGCGCUCGCUGGGCUGGGUGGAGAUGAGCGAGGAAGAGCUGGCCCCGGGCAAGAGCAGCAUCGCCGUGAACAACUGCAUCCGCCAGCUGUCCCUGCACCAGCACGGCCCGCCGGGCACCUGGGCAGAGGGCCGGGCCAUGCUGCUGCUCCUGGAGAGCCGGACGCUGAAGCUGGUGGACCCGCAGGACCAGGCGCUGCUGCACGCGCAGCCCGUGGCCAGCAUCCGCGUCUGGGGCGUGGGGCGCGACAGCGGCAGGGACUUCGCCUACGUGGCCCGGGACCAGCUGACGCAGAUGCUCAAGUGCCACGUCUUCCGCUGCGAGAGCCCCGCCAAGAACAUUGCUACCAGCCUGCACGAGGUCUGCUCCCAGAUCAUGGUGGAGCGGCGAAGCGCACGGGCACUGGCCAACGGCCUCUCCGUGGACUCUUCCAAGAUGGUGGAGAUCCCCUUCCAGGUGGAGUUCCCCGCGCCCAAGAGCGAGGUGGUGCAGAAGUUCCAGGUGUGUUACCUGGGCUGCGUGCCCGUCGCCAAGCCCGUGGGCAUGGACGUCAUCAACGCGGCGCUGGAGGCGGCGCUGGCGACCGGCGGCCGGGAGCACUGGACCCCCAUCGUGGUCAACGUGGCGCCCGCCACGCUCACCAUCACCCACGAGCAGACGGAGGCGGUGCUGUGCGAGUGCCGCGUGCGGUUCCUGUCGUUCAUGGGCGUGGGCCGCGACGUGCGCUCCUUCGCCUUCAUCAUGGCCAGCGCCCCGGGCGCCUUCCGCUGCCACAUGGUGUGGUGCGAGCCCAACGCGGCGGGGCUCAGCGAGGCGCUGCAGGCCGCCUGCAUGCUGCGCUAUCAGAAGUGCUUGGACGCCCGGCCCCAGGUCUCCAGCUCCUGCCUGCCGGCGCCGCCCGCCGACUCGGUGGCCCGCCGGGUGGGCUCCACCGUCCGCAAGGGCGUGCAGACCCUCCUGGGCAGCCUGAAGGCCAAGCGCCUCGGCGCGCAGACACCGUGAGCCGGGCCGAAGGGAGCGACCGAGACCCCUUCCCCGCCCUCCCGCGGCCCCGGCGCCGUGCCGCCGCAGGUGCCGGCGUCACGGGAGCGUGGCCGCGUCCACGGCGCGCGCGUGCGUGCGAGUGUCCCCGCGCGCCGGGCGGGCAGCGCGCCGCCGCGGCUGCGUCCCGUCCCGUCCCGUCCCGCGUGUGGAUACCCGUGCGUGCGGCGUGCCAGGCACCCGCAGGCUGUGUGCAUGCGAGCGCGAGGGGCGCGCGAGGCGCAGGGGGUGCGCGCCGAGAUCGGCGGCCCAGGCGCAGCCGUGUCCCCUCUGGCCGGGCGGGAAGGGGCCCGGGGGGGGCCUGGCUGGGGGCGCCUGUCCCCGCGGUGCCGGGGGGGCCCUGUGCCACCCCCAGGGGCAGCGACAGGCGCCUGCGUGGCUGGCGGCGCGGGCCAGCCCUGCCCGAUGCAUGUGAUCUAACCUGCAGCGUGGGGCUCGCCCGCGUCCCGGCACCGCCUGCCUGGCCCCGGCGCUGCCGCCUCGGCUGUAACAGAGAUCUGUGUUGUACUAAACCAUUAAUAAACCCAUUCCACCAGCCCA